This is a messenger RNA of Anarrhichthys ocellatus (wolf-eel), 2279 nucleotides long. RefSeq names its product solute carrier family 25 member 43 (gene slc25a43). The record is from RefSeq and is a predicted model, not a curated record. Gene Ontology annotation, biological process: transmembrane transport. NCBI's taxonomy places the organism in Eukaryota, Metazoa, Chordata, Actinopteri, Perciformes, Anarhichadidae. Bases 157 to 1191 code for a protein of 344 amino acids. The transcript is spliced from 5 exons.
GAGUGACGUGUUUUGUCCCACAACACCGCUGGUCGGGGCAGGAGACGGACACCUUCUCGGCUUCUACAGUUAGAUGUCUAACCAGCAUAAAGAAAUCAUCUCCUGACCUUUGAAGAAGACUGGACUCAUCGCAGGAAGCAGAGGGGCCCAACAGUGAUGGCCUCGGUUAAAAAAGAUGACAGACUGACGAGUUCUCAGAGCUUUAUGUGCGUCGGUUUCGCCGGGAUUUUCAGUAAAACCGUCACGUCGCCCUUGGAGGUGGUUAAAAUCAAGAGUCAGGUGGGCACUUUUCACUGUAAGAGGGGUUUCUGGCAAAGUUUUCUCCUCAUCUACCAGAAUGAGGGACUUCGUGGGUUUUGGAAAGGAAAUCUCGCCUCUUGUCUGCGGUUGUUCCCCUACACCGCAGUUCAUCUCACAACAUACAGAAAGAUCGUCCACCUUCACAUGGAUGAACUGGGCUCCAUCUCUCAGUGGAGAGCCAUAUUCGCCGGCGGACUGGCUGGCUUUGCUGCUGCCAUGAUGACGUACCCUCUGGAGGUGGCAGAAACCAGGCUCAUCGUUCAGAGCUACAGACAGCCCACCUACGUCGGCGUAGUUCACACCCUCUCAAAGAUCUACAGGAAUGAAGGGCUGCCUGCUCUCUACAGGGGCUUUUCUCUCACUUUGUUGGGUGCAUUUCCCUUUUCUAUCGGUUGCUAUGCAGUUUACAUGAACUUGGACAAACUCUGGCAGGAGCCUCCUUUUCGCUUCACUCCCCUCCAGAACUUCAUUAAUGGCUGUCUCGCAGCGGGAGUCGCCCAAACCCUCUCCUACCCGUUUGAAACUGUAAAGCGGAAGAUGCAGGCGCAGAGUGGCCGUCUUCCCCAUUUUGGGGGAGUCGACGUCCAUUUCAGUGGAAUGAUUGACUGUUUCGUGCAGGUUGUAAAAAGUAAGGGCAUCCUCUCACUGUGGAAUGGCCUCACUGCCAACACAAUAAAGAUUGUUCCCUACUUCGGCCUUCUUUUCACCUGCUUCGAGAUGUGUAAGCAGGUCUGCCUUUACCGCAACGGCUACAUCGUCUCGCCGCUGAGCUACAGACUUGCACCUGGCGUCGACCAGAGCCUCGGGCCGUCCGAGCUGCUGGAGGCGAAGCGCUAUCUGAAAAACAGGAGCUUCGGGUCGGGGGAGUCGUCUCUCGGAAACCGCUGGUGAAACUUCACAUGAGAAGAUGUCUGACUGACGACCACACUUGAACGGCAAAAUGAAAUACUUCAGAGGCUUACGUCUGUAAUAAUUCCAUAACAUUUUAGGCUCCAUGUCUUCAUAGAAGGUGCUAACAUGCAUUUACAUUAUGUCCAGUCAGCAACAGUCUACCUCUUUCAGAAACUUUUUCAUUUUAUCCGACAGUGUCAGCUGUUUAUUAAUUGUUCAUUUACCCUUCAUGUGUCUCCAUGACUGUUUUUAACCAAAUAUUAUGUUCCUUAAGCAUUAGCUAUUUAUUUUGGGUCUUAUUUCAGUUAUUGACAUCAAAUACUGCCAUAAUGUAGUUUAUCCAAUUGAGUUGCAAAAGCUCUGUUACUCUACUUGUGUGAUAGAUUAUCAUUUUUAAUGUGCAAUGAAUGUAAAAAAUGUUGAUACUUCAUAAGUUUGAGUAGGUUACGAUCAGUCAUGUAAAUGUGCUAACAUGGAUUGUGACGGAAGAAAUGUUUAAAACAUUAAACCUUUCUCACGUUAACAUUUGAAGUGUUCUUUUGUAUGUUUUUGGAUAUUUUUUUACAAUUUUAUUUUUAUAUCUCUCUCUGGCUUAUAUAUAUAUUUCUUUAUUUCUGACAUGCACUUCAGUGAAUGACUCCAUUUUUUGUCUUAUAGUUAAAAUGCAGCUCAAUGUCUUCACUCUGCUGUUCGUGCAACUUGGUUCCAGUGAAUGUCCUUUUGUUUAGUGAUAAUAUAUGAUAACAGGCAACGCUUCAAUCAGUCUGACUGGAUAGUUUAGUUAUGAUUGAGUCAGUCGGUUGUUUCAAUCAUGUCCUCCUCCACUGUGGGAAACUGAGUGACAGCCAAGGGACAUUAACAGAUGGGAUGACCUUUAUCCACCAUAGCCUUCAGGCCUCAGCUGCUUCAAACUGACAUCUUACUUUGAUCCCAAUCUCAUUCAGAAAACUCAAAAACAACUUAACAGUUCUGCUGAUGUGUGAUUCAAUCACAAAGUCUAUACAUCUUAAACUUUUUGGUCUUUUUAGAGUUUACUUUAGUGAUGAGAGAGAGCGCCAAAUCUGAAUCAAAGGACAUCAGUUAACCCC